This is a messenger RNA of Rotaria sp. Silwood1, 1005 nucleotides long. Lineage: Eukaryota; Metazoa; Rotifera; Eurotatoria; Philodinida; Philodinidae. The record is from the annotation of a GenBank genome assembly.
AUGGGUAUUCGUUAUCGAGCAGUUUACGGCUCGUUAUUAGUUAUUUUUUUCAUUGUAUGGAUUUUAUUAACAAGUUAUCAAGUAAAUCAAACAAGUCCUCAAAUAUAUAGAGCCAAUCCAGUAGCAAAACAUUUUGAUUAUAUAUUAGAACCUGGAGAUGAUAUAUGUUUCACAGAUGAACCAUUACUAUUAAUUGUUUAUGUUCAUUCAGCUAUAGAAAAUCGUCAUCGUCGAGAAUCAAUACGUUUAACAUGGGCAUCACGUUCAAUAUUUGGAAAACAUAUACGUGUUUUAUUUAUGCUUGGUUCAAGUCAUAAUAUAGAAUUAAUGAAACAAACACAAUUUGAAUUUGAUACUUAUCGUGAUAUUGUACAACAAACAUUUAUUGAUACUUAUCGAAAUUUAACAUAUAAAGGUAUAAUGGCACUUAAUUGGAUAUCACGUCAUUGUAAUCAAGUAUCAUAUAUAUUAAAAACUGAUGAUGAUAUGUUAAUAAAUAUGUUUUCUAUAUUAAAUCAUCUUUAUACUUUAACAUAUAUUUAUCCAACUGAAGCAUGGCAUUCAACGAUAGCAUGUCUUGUAUGGACACGAAUGCGUGUUACACGAGAUCCAUCAUCAAAAUGGUUUGUUUCAUCUGAUGAAUAUCCAUAUGAACAUUUUGAACCUUAUUGUUCGGGUUCAGCAUAUUUUAUAACACAAGAUUUAAUUCGACCACUUUUUAAAGCAACACAAUAUAUACCUUUCUUUUGGAUUGAUGAUUAUUAUAUUACUGGUCUUUUGCCAAAGGCAAUUCGAUCAUCUAUUUAUGUUAAAUAUUUAUAUAUUAAUUCUUUAUUUGUUGUUAAUAUUGAUUUAGUUGAACAACGUUUUCUUUCACCAUUUGGUCUUUCUUCACUUGCAUUUGGUCAUAUGCCAUUAUCAAUCAAUCGUCUUUUACAUAUUUGGCAACAUCUCGUAAUAAAUAGUCAUUCAGCAUAUAAAUAUUUCAAUCGAACAUUUCUCUAG